Messenger RNA from Caenorhabditis bovis, 1077 nucleotides. Lineage: Eukaryota; Metazoa; Nematoda; Chromadorea; Rhabditida; Rhabditidae. The record is from the annotation of a GenBank genome assembly.
AUGAGUGCUAAACUCCUCUGUUUUCUACUCGUUUUUGCAUUUUCUCAAUUCGUCGACGCCAGGGGAAGAAAAAUCAACAUAUAUGGUGCUGAAAACGGAUAUUCAGAUAUUGUGCAAUUGCGGCCGAAAAAAAUCGCCAAGAAUAGUCCAAUGAGAAAAUCGGUGAUGCGCAAUGCGAUUCUUCCGAAUUCACCAUUGAAAUGGAGUAAAAUGCAAGAUGCACAAGGGAAUUUCCUCAUACCGUAUGCCAUAAAAGGAGAUUACGAUGCGCUCGAGUUGAAAACAAUCAAAAACGCAAUGGACAAAAUUGCGAACAAUUCUUGUAUUCGCUUCAUUCCUCGAACGAAUCAAAGGGACUACGCCGAAAUUCAAAAUCAGAAGGGCGAGGGUUGUUAUACGAGCAUCGGAAGAUUCCCGGGAAGAAAUAUAAUCAUGCUUGAGAGCAACGACGACUCAUCAUGCAUUCACGAGGAUACUGUAAUCCACGAGCUAUUUCACGCGAUUGGACUUUGGCACGAGCACAUGCGAGCGGAUCGAGAUCAGUACAUUCAAGUGCUUUAUCAGAAUAUUGAUCCAAGUCAAUAUGCACAAUUUGACAAACUUUCUCAGCGAGACGCCACAACAUAUAAUAUACCGUAUGACUAUCUAUCGGUUAUGCAUUACGAGGAAUCGGCAUUUGCGAAGCCGGGAAAAAUCAGCAUGCUGACGAAAGAUAACAAAUUUCAGAAAAUAAUCGGACACCCGAAAGAUGCAUCGGCUAGCGAUUACAUGAAAGUGUGCUCGAUUUAUCAAUGUCCGAAAUGUAUGAAUCAGGAAUUCUCGGAAUUAAUUGCCAAAAAUGGAAUUGACAUAAAGGUCGAUAGCCCAAUGCUUCCUCCAAUCAUGAUUGCCAAUCAGUGCCUCGAUCAAUUGCCAAUCUGUCAGCUGCUCAGUAAAAAGAAAAUUCUGAAUUGCCAGGUGAUGUCCUCCUAUUGCUGCGCUUCGUGUGCACAUUCGACAGCUCCAACGACUCCACAAGCGCCCACUUAUUUGCCGAGCGGAAUCUGGAAUCGGAUAUCAACAAUAUUCCGCAAAUAA